UUGUCAAGGCUAAUACUGUUGAAUGUAGACACUUCCAAAAGCUUUGUUCAUGGCAGGUAUUUUGUAUGAGCUAUUGUCCAAGGGAAAUUUUCAGAACAUCUCCAAAAUGCUUUUAAAGCUUGGACAAUAUAUGAGUGAAUUAUUUCAGCACAGGAAUGAUUAUUCCUUUUCAGGAGAAUAUACCCAGUUAACUUUCCAUACAUCAUGAGACCUUAUGAAAGGGCGAGGUGGUGGAUUAUGUAUUUAAUAUGUCUUCAAUCACAUGUCCUACUUCAAUAAUAUAUAAAGUUUCCAUUGCUGAGAAAUCACUUGUGAGCUUUACAUAGAAUCUCAAGUUACAGAGUGGUGGUGAAAGAAGUAAAAUAGCCAUAAAUAAUUGAAAAGAACAAACUAUGACAUCUGGAACAUGCAGGAAGAAAUUUGACACUUUCAGGGAAGAAAUUCUGCAGAAGAAGCCAACCAGUGAGGAGGUUCAAAGCGAGAUUGGUCAACAGGGCAUUAAGCAAGAACAAUACAGCUACUGUCUGUUCUCUUUACAAGUCAUAGAAUUAUGUUGGGCUAGCAUGUAGGACUGAUUUAGCACUGUUUCAUAAGACCUUCCCAGUCAUGAUGACUUUAUUCAGAUUACAUUCCCAGAAGAAUCACACUGAACAUUUACAAAAACUGUGUUUUAGUUUACAAACUUUAAAGGGCAAAGUCUGACCUGAAGUAGCGGAUACUUAUCUGCAUCUUUCGAUUUAGAAUCAACAGGAGUUUUACAUUUUAUCUCCCAUGCACUGAUCUGAAAAUGUAAACUGUAUUUACGCCAUUUAAAUAAAAUUUUGAUAGUUAAGAUUAGUAUUUAUCAGAAAUAAAAACACACUUUACAAAGUACCCUGAAUUCCUGAUAGAGCUGAUGAUUCCAAUCGACUUGUAAUAUUUUGAAUUAAAAGAUUAUUUUGAAACUGUUCAUAUAACUGCAUGUAGCUUAUGGCUUAGAUCUUGCCAACAAAAUUACACAAUAAGUUAACUGCUAUUCAGACUAAUUAACCUCCCUCCUUAGAGAUCAUAAUGGUGGUAAUAAAAGCUAGUUGUUUUCCAAAAUUCAAAAUUUUGUAAUAUUUCCAUCAAAAUUUAAAAGGGAAAAAAUGAAAAUGUCUGCAAAGAUGACAUCCCAUUUCUGACCAGCUCUAGUAAUUAUUUCUAUUACUAUAGCCUCUUGGAGCAGGACCCAUUGGCUAGGCACUGUACAAACAGAACAAAAAGAUGGGUUCAUGCCCCAACAAGCUGAUGGCAAAGACUUUUCCAGCUACCUUUGCCAUCUCUUUUGAGAUCCCCUAAUUACAAAUAUACAUAAGGAUAGAACUGACUUGGCAUUUAUGGUACAUGCAUGAUGAUUACUUAAAGCUUCUACAUAAAAAUAUUGCUCAUUUCACCAAUUAAAAAAAAUUAGAAGAAAGUCCGAAAAAGUAACUGCCUGCAACUUCCAGUAAAUGAUGGACAUUUCAUCAUAUUAGGCACUAGUUAAGUAAUAGAUAGUUAGAUCUAUAGAGAGACAAUACAGAUAUUGACCAAUUCAAACCAGGAAGCCUUGAGAAGAAAUAAAGGAACAAUAGAAGCAAUGUUGGCAUUCAACAAGCAAAGAAUUGCCCAAUUUGAAUUUAGCCACGAUUCUGUAAAUUAUUUCCAAUUUCCUCUUUGAGAUAAGGCUUCCUAUAAAUAUAGUCUUGUGAGACUCCAUCAGACAGAACUCCAUUUUUCCAGGGCUUUGCAAUACAGCAGUGCCUAAAGAAGUGAACCAUGAAGUUCUAUAACUGCAUGUUGUUAUUAUCCCUGGUACUAUGUGUCAGUGCCCAGAACUGGUUCACUGAUGCUGGAUCAUUCAUAAGGGAUGCUUAUCGAGGCGCUGGGGAUAUGUGGCGUGCAUACAGCGACAUGCGGGAGGCGAAUUAUAAAAAUUCAGAUAAAUAUUUCCAUGCUCGUGGGAAUUAUGAUGCUGCCCAAAGAGGGCCUGGCGGUAAAUGGGCAGCAGAAGUUAUUAGUAAUGCCAGGGAAGGUUGGCAGAGUGACGUUAGCGGCAGAGGAGCCGAAGACACACGUCAAGACCAGGAGGCAAAUGCAUGGGGCAGAAGUGGAGGAGACCCAAACCGCUACAGACCAGAGGGCCUUCCCUCAAAAUACUAAUGAGCCUGUAAUACUUUACAAUAGUUCUAUUUUUCUCUUAGCUGUGCAAAACCACAAUAAAUCAAA
Chelonia mydas (Green sea turtle) is the source of this 2229-nucleotide messenger RNA. RefSeq names its product serum amyloid A-5 protein-like. Lineage: Eukaryota; Metazoa; Chordata; Testudines; Cheloniidae. Gene Ontology annotation, cellular component: extracellular region. The coding region runs from base 1780 to 2163 and encodes 127 amino acids. The record is from RefSeq and is a predicted model, not a curated record. The transcript is spliced from 4 exons.